Molecule: messenger RNA, 1725 nt
Organism: Bipolaris victoriae FI3
Lineage: Eukaryota; Fungi; Ascomycota; Dothideomycetes; Pleosporales; Pleosporaceae
Exons: 6
Coding region: 1-1725 (574 amino acids)
Molecular function (GO): flavin adenine dinucleotide binding; N,N-dimethylaniline monooxygenase activity; NADP binding
Source: RefSeq, a predicted model, not a curated record
AUGGCGGUCGAUACGGACGUUCUGAUUAUAGGCGCGGGAAUGAGCGGGCUUGGGCUCGCUGUGCAACUCAUCCGGAUGUAUGAUCUUCGUUCUUUUGAGAUUGUGGAGAAGAGCGGGGAUGUGGGUGGGACGUGGAAUGUGAAUACGUAUCCUGGGUGUGGGUGUGAUGUCGCUUCACACUUUUACUCGUAUAGCUUCGCACUGAAUCCAGACUGGAGCCGCAAGUACUCGCACCAAGGCGAGAUCCAGGCGUAUUUCCGGGGCGUGGCAGAGCAGUAUCGGGUCCUUGAGCAUAUAAGGUUUCACUCCACUGUAGAGAAAGCGGUAUGGAAUGAGGAGGAUAAGAUCUGGGAAGUCGAGGUUUUGGAUCUGGAAACGAAGGAGAAGAGCGUCCGGAAGGCGAAGAUUCUAGUGUCGGGCGUGGGAGCCCUGUCUGUGCCCAAGGAAUGCGACAUCCCAGGUGCAGAAACGUACAAAGGACGGUUAUUCCAUUCCGCAAGGUGGGAUCAUGAGUUUGAUUGGGGUGGAAAAGACGUUGUUGUUCUCGGAAACGGCUGCUCCGCCACCCAAUUCGUCCCCAUCCUCUCCAACCCCCCCAACGCAACCCGCACCCUCACCCAAUUCAGCCGCCGCGCUCAAUUCCUCUCGCAGCGCGAAAACCCCGUCUACUCCUCCACCUUCAAAGCCAUCAUGCGCCACGUCCCCCUCGCCAUGCGCCUCUACCGCCUGAAAUUCUACGUUGAUAUGGAACGCGACUACCGCGGUUUCUCCAUCGACUCCGGCCGCGCCAUCCGCCAGGCCCUCGCUAGCGAAAACGAAGCGUAUGUCAAGAGCGUGGCGCCCCCGCGGUACUGGGAUGCGCUUAUCCCGAACACGGAAGUCGGGUGUAAGAGGAAGGUGCUGGAUACGGACUACCUGAAGACGCUGUGGCGGGAGAAUGUCGAGUUGGUGUUUGAUGAUGCUGUGGAAAGGAUUACGGAAACGGGGGUUGUGACGAGGGGAGGGAGAGAGGUUAGGGCGGAUGCGAUUGUUUUGGCGACGGGAUUUGAGACGGUGCAGAUGUUGGUGCCGAUGGAGAUUGUGGGGAGGAAUGGGGUGGAGUUGAGGGAGUAUUGGGAUAAAACCUUCCGCGGCGUCGCACAAGCGUACUUUGGCACUGUUGUGCCGCACUUUCCUAACUUCUUCAUACUGAUGGGUCCGAAUACAGUUACCGGUCAUCUCAGUGUUAUAUACAGCACCGAGUGCCAGAUCAAUUUCAUGUUACGCCUUCUCGAUCCCAUCAUCAAAUCACUGCCGUGGUACCAGUCACAGUCAUUGCUCCCGAGCUUCUUCACCGCGGCGCCAGCAACCGUCGAAGUCAAGUCUGAAGCCGCGGCCGCAGAUUCCCAAUGGACACAAGCCGAAGCAAAGAAGCUAGUCUGGUCAACUGGAUGUGUGAAUUGGGCUGUUGAUCGUAAGACGGGACUUAACCAUAUGAUGUAUCCAGACUGGCAAUUCAUGUUCUGGCUCCGAAGCAUCUUCUGGAAGAAAACCGAUUUCGUAUAUCUGGAUGAGAAAACAGGCAAAGAAGUUCAUCCGCACGCGCGCAAGACGGUACUGCGGCUCAUCACUAUUGCGGCAUUUGCUAGCGGCACUUUUCUAGGAAGACACUGGAUACGAGACUUGCUGCUUCGCAGGCCGCACAACUUCAACCCACGGGCAUGGUUUCAGAGUCUAAAAGCGUAG